This is a messenger RNA of Salvelinus fontinalis (brook trout), 5195 nucleotides long. RefSeq names its product M-phase phosphoprotein 9. The coding region runs from base 158 to 4132 and encodes 1324 amino acids. Gene Ontology annotation, cellular component: centriole. The transcript is spliced from 23 exons. The record is from RefSeq and is a predicted model, not a curated record. NCBI's taxonomy places the organism in Eukaryota, Metazoa, Chordata, Actinopteri, Salmoniformes, Salmonidae.
UGCGGUUGAACAUUGUGCUGCAGCACUGCUAGCCCGAGUAAAAACUACAUUAGAUGCAGUAGACUAGCUGGCUAGUAUUGUUGAGAGGAAAUAUGGGUGAAGUUAUGUUACAAGUUAACUGGUAUCAGACUCUUCCCCAGGUCGCAAGCCCAUAAGCAUGUCCACAGAUGACAGUAUCUCUGAGGAUGUUUCAAGCCUGAGCCACUGCCAUGCCGAUGCCAACGGGGAAGGGGGCAAGGAGAGUGAGUCCUCAGAGGGCACCUCAGCAGCCUCGGGUCUGGGGCUUGGGUUGGGGCUAGCUGGGCCGGAGGAAUGCAAGAUCACCUCCAAGACUGCAGGGGGCGCUGUGGAUGGGAGAGCUUAUGACAUGACCCCAGUAUGCAGCCUCCCCCAGAAGAUCAGGAGUCUGUGUCUCAGUACGGAGGAGGCCUUUGGGUCUGGGAAGUGUCUUCCCUUCAUCAACCCCUCCUCCCUGGAGACCCUCAGGGCCCUGGUCCAGGAGAUACAGAGUAGUGGGGAGACUGACCCGGAGAUGUGGAAGGACUGUGAGGGCCGAUGGCUGCAUCUGUUUCAGCUAGUAGAGAAACAAUACCAAGAGCAGAUCUUGGCUCAGCAAGAACAGUACCAGUGCCAAAUACAGCUGAUUCAGGAUGAGAUCAAAGCCUUAGUUCAGCUCCAGAACCGCCAGACCAGCACACAGACGCACCACGAUUACUCAUAUACCCCUACUGCUACCACCAACACACAGACACAUCACGAUUACGCAUCUACUCUGUCUACUGUCACACAGACACACCCAGACUACACCUCUUCCCCUCUUGUUACUACCAAGGACUACCCUUCACCCCCCACUUCCAACACCAACCACCCCUCAACCUGCACGGACCUUCCCAAUGGGAACUCGCCCCUCUCUGCUCCCCUCACCUCCCUCUUUGUCCCCCAACCCAUUUUGAGCUCCACCUCCCCUCAACCCCCACCCCCCCGGCCAGGGCCGGUCACCCCAGGAGAGAGGUGUGCUGAUGGGGCAGGGACGGUGCUAUGCAGUGGGUACGGGACCCUGUCGGCCUGGGGCACAGGGCUGGAGGGGACAGUGACUCCGGGGGGAGCAGAGGAGACAGGCCAGGUGGAAGAGGAGCCUAGCUGGUCCCUUCACCUCCAGGACAACACAGAGAUCACUCUGAUUGGCCAGGAGGGUCAACAGAGGAGCGCCUCUGCCAAUGAGGUGACUCCUAGAGCCAAUCCUAGUCCACCACCUGAGCAGCAGAGAACCUCCAGCCAACCGCUGACGUCCUGGGCUCAAAGACACAGAUGCAGCAAACCCAAGAAGAGCAGGGCAGGGCAGGCCCAACAUCCCCAGGCCUCCCCCUCACCCCUUCAGGCCCCGUACCUGGGCCAGAGCGACCCUCAGACCUCUCCCCCCCAGGAGCAGCAGCCCGGCUCCAGGAAGAGCCCCAGAGACAGCCCCCUGGACAACACUGACCUCCAGGACCAGCAUGGGUGGGCUGCUCCCUCCACCAACUCCUUCCCUCUGAGGAGGAGUGACAGCCUCAUGUCUGAGGUCUCAGGUCUGACAUACUGGCGUCUGGAUGAGAGUGAGCUCUACUGCCCUCUACCUGACAGCUUUGACAGUGGAGCUUACCUCCUGCUGCAGGAGGCCUCUAUCAGUCUGACCUCUCCAGAGGAACAGAAGCUGUCUCUCAGAGAGAUCUACCACAACAAGCAGAGAACUGAGACCAAACGCACCGACUGGGACCUCUCUCGCACAUGCAGCCCCACAUCACCACAGGUGUUAACUCUAGAUCACACUGUUCACCUCCGUCAGUCAGACCAGACCUCCGGCUUCACCUCGCCAUCCCACUUCAGCAGCCCGUCGUACCCCACCCUGCCACACGUCUACCCCCGCGUUGGCACCCCCUGUACCCCAGUUAGCCCAGACAGCAUGGCCGAGGGCAGUGCCAACCCCGGGGACACAGACUGCCCCUCCAAUGCCUCUAGCCUCUCUGCCACCGCACCUACCCCAGCCAGGGUAGCCUCUGCUUGGAUAAAAAUGGCCCCAUCAUCCCUUUCUACUUCCAAGCCCCUGGUGUUCCCCAGCAGCCAGCAGCGCAAGACCUUGACCACUCAGGCCAGCGAGGACGAGGGGAGCCACACACACACCAGCAACCUGACGAAACUGGCUGUGUCUGGGAAGCACACGCACUCCCACACACUCUCCCGGGGAAACCCUCGUAUGGAGAAAGCGGCAUCGCUGGAAGACCCUGUGGUCGUCUCUCUGCUGAGAGAAAAUCUGAGGGAGAAACACUGUCGUCAUGUAGCUGAUCUGAAGGCUUACUAUGAGGCGGAAAUCAAACUCCUCAGAGACAAACUGGACCUGAGAGACCUGCCACACGACCUAGAGCAGAGCAACCACACACUCAGACAGAGGUGUGCUCAGCUAGAGAGGGCUCUGUCUGAAGCCAGCAGCCGUAUCCAGGAGCUGGAGAACAAGAACUCCAUCCUGGAAAAACAACUGGCUGACUGGCCGGAGCGCUACGACACAGCCUGCUCCACGGCAACGUCCCUGCAGCAGCGAUUGGACGAAAACAGGCGGUCAGUCAGGGAGAAGGACGCCUCAGCUGGCCGCCUCAGGACCCGGGUCCGGCAGCUAGAGGAGGCCUUGGAGAAUGCCUGCAGAGAAACAGAAGAGAAGGAGGCCAGGAGGGAGAGGGAGUACAAGAUGCUGCAGGACCUUCUGGGGGAGUAUGACUCUCUGAGGAAAGAGCACGAGGGGGUGAAGGACAACCUGAUGUCUUCAGAGAACAAGCUGUUUGAUGCCAACGAGCAGAUCUCUAGACUAAAAAGGGUGAUCUGUAAGAUGGAGAGCCAGGUGAAUCAACUGGAUUAUGUGAACCAGGCCAGGAGUCGCCAGGCCGUCCAGAACCACACACAGUCCUCUGGAGCUGGUCUGUACCACCAUCCGGACCUGCUGCUGUCCCCCAGCAAACACCCUCGGCAACAAGAAUCCACAUAUAGGAUAUCUCCUUGCCCUCAAACUGACCAAUCACAUAGCACCAGGAAGUCUCCUCGUCCUCAAACUGACCAAUCGCAGAGUUACAGGAUGUCUCCUUGCCCUCAAACUGACCAAUUGGGCAGCUACAGGAAGUCUCCCUGUCCUCAAACUGACCAAUCAGGCAACUCGUGCCACACUGGCAGCAGGAGGUGUUCGUCCCCUCCAGAGAGUGAGCAGCCCCAGAACCAGGGUGGGGGUGUGAGGGAGGCUCGGGGGCCUCUGACCCCACUGAUGAGGGCCCUGAUAGAGCUUGAGGAGACCAGGACCACUGAGGGCCGGGCCCCCUGGUUGGGCAGCCGGAGGCCUACUGUUGGCUUCAUAGAGAGAAACCACAGAGAACCACAAACACAGGACCUUGACAGGGCUAUGGAGGAUGUGGCUGGCCUAGAGACGGGAAUGUCCGGGACAGUCAGGGGUGUGUCUCUGCUGAGAGCCCAGAGAAGUCUGUCUCCAGAAGGCAACAGGUCCUCCUCUCUGCCCCCCCGCACCCAGAGGACCACCUUCCCCCCUACUACACCCACUAAGAGGGAGACCCUAAUGAUGCCUCUGUCAGCUAAGUCCAGCCCCAAACGCUGUCCUGCAGAGAACUACUCCACUGCCUUUGGCAACCCACCACCACAGCUACACAACAGGUUUGACGUGGCGUUAGACCAGAGACGCCACUCCUUCCACAACUCCAGCCCCAGGAAGAGACUGUUCCCAGAAGCCUCCCAGCGGUCGUCUGGUGGCUCAGUGGAGUCCUCAGGCAGUGUUGACCCCCAGGAGGGUGUCUUUGGGCUGGGCUGGCAGGAGCAAGGGACUGGGGGGUCAUGCUCAGACCUCCAGGACUCAGGGACAGACCUCCAGACCAGGCUCCACUCCCUGGCCGACGCUGAGAGGAUGUUAGACGAGCUCACUAUGGAGAAACAACAGAUUGAGUCAGCGUUGAGCCGGAUGCCUGGAUCUGGUGGGAGGGUGAGCUUGCAGACCAGGUUAGAUGAGGUGGCCUUAGAGAACCGUCUAGAGAGCGUAAACCGUGACCUGGGUUCCAUCCGCAUGACCCUGAAGAGGUUCCACGUUCUACGCUCCUCUGCCAACAUAUAGCAAUGUUUUUAUUAGAUGACGUCAUAGGUAGGGCCUAGAGUUUUUCUGGUCAGUUUGCAUGGUCAGGAAAUACUCCUAGUCCUAGCUAUAGAUGACUAGAUAUCAACUCUGUGUCCUAGUUAUAGAACUAGUUCUAGUUUUCUGUGCUGUAGAUUGAUACAGAGCCCAUAUUGUCCUCUCUUAACUCUCUCUCUGUAUCAUGACCCACAGUCUUUUCUACACAUAACUCGGGGAUAUUUUUCUAUAUGUUUGGAAGAUCUCACUAUUUGUGGAGUAUAUUUUUUUGAAAUGUGCAGAUUUGUAAAGUCGUUUACUUUUUUUAUUUUAUUUUAUGUUUAAAAAAAUACAAAUAUUAUAUGCUUUACUUGCCAUAUUCAGGUCAAUUAUGUCGAUUUUUCAAUAUGGAGGAACCUCCUAAUAUCCAGCAGAGACAUGUACCCAUCUGGAAUGUAUCACUGCCACCUCUGUCUACAUUUUUAUGCAUUGUUUUAAAAUGUUUUAUUCAUCGUACACCGCAUACAAUUGUAUUUAUUACAUUGCAUUUUUAUGUGUUCAUUACAAUGGUGCGUUUAAAAAAAAUAAUAAUAAUAAUAAUCUUUAUAGCCUACAAUGUUCAAUUCUACAAUUUUUUUGUAUGACCAAGCUAGUAUUAUAUUCUUCAGUUUCAUCAUUACUUGAUCCUUUACAAAAACCUUGUACUGUAGCACAUUUUUAAUUGCUUUCCUUUUUCCAUUUUUAUAUAUAUAUUUUUUUUUAUCUCCUUUGAACAUUCCAUUUGUUUUGUGUUAAUUCCAUGUUGUGAAGGGAGGGAUUUCACCAGUACCUAACCACCCUCUCCUCUCUGUAUACUAUGGAUCUCAUGCAAAAACCAAACCAGCACACAUUUGAAAUAAUAAACACACACACUGCUUGUUGUAAUGCAUGGUAGUUGCACUGUUUCAGUUUCUUUGGUCAAGUUGUGUUUUAUUAACAAUUUUUGCAGUUUGCAAUGACUUGAAAUUAACCUCACUGGAACAAAAAAUGUACUGUUUGCGCACAAUAAAUAAUGCUUACAUUAUUACAA